Sphaeroforma arctica JP610 is the source of this 2295-nucleotide messenger RNA. RefSeq lists its product as hypothetical. Gene Ontology annotation, biological process: regulation of DNA-templated transcription; regulation of cell cycle. The coding region runs from base 1 to 2295 and encodes 764 amino acids. The transcript is spliced from 12 exons. The record is from RefSeq and is a predicted model, not a curated record. NCBI's taxonomy places the organism in Eukaryota, Ichthyosporea, Ichthyophonida. Gene Ontology annotation, cellular component: nucleus.
AUGGACGGGCUGGAGAAAGUAGAUGAGAUAACCGAUGACGAAGUUGAAGCACUUGGUGGCAGUGGUAGUGAACUCAGUGACGACUCAAGCAGUGGUGAUAGCAUCGAGUCAGAUCCGUCAGAUGGGUCGCAUUCGGAUCACUCGACCGAUGUACGUCACACGAAUUUUGUCGAGCCAUACGAGGGUGAUGAUAAAAGUGCGCUGUAUGCACGUGAUGGGAGUUAUAGGCGUGUCCAUACUGUUCAUGCGAGCAAGGGGAGCAGCGUAGGCAAAGCUGAUCAAGUUAAAGUAUUUGAUGUAGCUAACCAUGAGGUCAAAAACGGCAUAUAUAAGGUCGAUAAGAUUGAAGUUAGUAGUACACAAGGACAAGCAUCAUACAUCAGUGGAGAUGAUUCCAGCGACGAAGAUGCCCCUAUACUACCACGCGAUGGCAAUUCUAAGAAACAUUCAAAACGUCGUGGGGAUCCUGUAGGUGGGUCUGAGUUACAGGUUAAUAUGUCUGAGUAUUCUCGCGGAAUCACCAAGAAUAAGGUCAGGGAAAAAGCAAUGAGGGGUGAUGGUGAUCGUGUAGCCUCAAGCACGAAUAACUACGAAAAACACAUACGAGAUAACCCCUCAACCGAGAAUACUUAUGAGCACAGGGUCAAGGAUGAUGGCGGAAAUGCAGACUACGAGAGCGACGGAGAGGAGGGUCUACACUUCAGCGAAUCAGAAUGGAAUUGCUAUAACUUACCCGCUGCAAAAGGUUCUAAUGUGUACCUCGCACCCACUAGGUUUCCGGCGGAGAGGCGGAAGACUAUUACACUGCUGGAUGCGGCUGAAAUGGUGUUGCGAGAGGCGGGCUCCGAGGGCUUGCACCUCAAGGACAUACAAUCGAGGUGUGCUAAACGAGGUUUGAUCGACGCAUCCAAAAAGAAGAGUCUGGAUGCAUUGAUAUACAGAGAAACACAACGAGGCAGUCAGCGGUUCACGAAGAUUGAUGGCCAACCUGGGUGGUUUGCCCUUGCUAAGGAUGAAGACAAGAUCGAAAUGCUCAAACGAAAGGCAGCCCGGGCAGACAAGGUGCGAUUGGAACGACACAGAAAAAAGGCAUCAAGCGAGCGCAAGUUAAGAUAUAUGAAGAAAACUGUGCGUAUGAUGCUAUUCACAAACACGGCCAUGCACGAAGAAAGGGAAAUAUUGUUAUCAAGUAUAAAAGCCUUAUCCCGAAAUAAGCGACAGUUGGUGCACAAGCUCAAGCAAAAAGGAGAGCCCAUCCCUAGUUUCAUCCACGAGAGCUCUUCAUCGGAGGACAUAGAAAAGGGAGAUUUAUUGCACGUGAGUUCACGACCGCAGAAUGAAAAUCAACAAGCACCGGCCAGUUUUUUGGUACCACACGCGUUCAUGGCACCGAGACAUCACUCAGUCCCACAGCCAGCCAUGAGAAAGAGACGAUCCCCAGAAACUUCGACGAAGUAUGCCGAAGUGUUGGUGGAUACGCAGGGACUGCCAACAGUCCCUGUCAAAGCAGGCCCUGUGACGGUGAUCAAUUUUGGUACCGUAGAGUGGGAACGAGAAGGCUUUCAUUCUGAAAGAUACAUUUGGCCGAUUGGAUUCACCUCCGAACGAAUGGGUAACAGCUACCUGACCGAGGAGCGCGUACUGUACACAUGCAAAAUACUAGAUGGCGGCGAAGGACCAUUAUUCGAAAUCCGGGCAGCAGACGAUCCCGAAAGUCCUAUUGUCGCCACGUCUCCGACGUCGUCGAUUGUUACGCUGCUGAUUAAAAUUAAAACGGCUCGGACAGGCAACGCAAAUGUCAAGAUUGCGGCCUCGGGCCCUGCCUUUUUUGGGUUAUCGCAGCCGUACGUGAUGAAAGCUUUCCUUCUCCUACCAAAUGCGGAAAAAUUGAAGCAGUACAAUCCCGAUUAUUUGGAUGAAGUGCGAAGCGAGAGAAAAGCAAAUAAGGAUACAUCAACGGGCGUUGUGUCGGCCAGCGCGCCCCCGCGCAAGAGGAGGAGUAGAGCAUCUAACGCGCCCAGCAAAACACAUGCUGCUAUCGACAACCACCACAUACAAGCGCACGCACACGCGCACAUAUCCAUGCGGAGUGCGACUUCAGAUUUAGCUGGAAGGGGAGCUAGUAGCAAUACUCGUGUAAAAUUAAGUACAGACUCGGGUCCAAAGCUGGAAGCUUACUCCAAAACUGUUACCUCACGGGCGCAUAACGCACCGGCAGAACCACUGAAGCUCACGUUAAUGCAAAGAAUGCUGCAAAGGCCGACGUCGAAUAAAAAACCGAGUGGCUUCUCGUAG